This is a messenger RNA of Rubroshorea leprosula, 2776 nucleotides long. NCBI's taxonomy places the organism in Eukaryota, Viridiplantae, Streptophyta, Magnoliopsida, Malvales, Dipterocarpaceae. The record is from the annotation of a GenBank genome assembly.
CCACUUGUGCUUCAGUUAGUUUCGUCUUUUUCCAUAAUUUUCUUUUAAUUUUUGGAACCUUCUCUCUCUAGAAUUCUUGAUUAGUGCUCAAAACCUUUUUCUCAAGUACAGUGUUUAGAACCCAGCAUUAUUAGCAGUUUGUUUUUUUUAGUUGCCAAAGCCUUCCUUUGUAUCUUAAUUAGGUGAUUAUUCUUUAUGUUUCUUUCCCUUUUGGAGAUUGAGGUCUGGAAUUUGGAUUAUUGGGUAAUCAACGGUUGCUUUAUUGGAAAUCACCUGCUUCUUUAAGCUUGCUUGCCUUCUGAUUGAGAUGACCUUUCUUCUUGGAUCCAUUUCUUCAGAUUGGAAGGCUAGAAGAGAUACAUAAUGUGGAUACUGUCAGCCUUCAAACUCAUAUCAACCAAUUGGAGGCAAAGAACAGGUAGUGAGGUUCCCCCAUCAUCAGUCAACUUUGUUUAAUUGGUGGAAGAAGAUGGACAAGUCAUUCAUCAAUAAUCAGAAAGAUGAUUCUCGGGAAGAGGAUUCAGUUGAUAGCUUGAGAAAUAAAGGAGAACUAUCAGGAGAAAAUAGUAUAAAUUAUUCUCCUAUAAAAUCAAAAGGGUUGGUGAGACGUGCACAACAUGGUCUGAUAUUUAAUGUUAAAAAAUUGCACACCAGUAACGGUUUCAUAAAGGAUUCACUCCUUCAAAGUACAUGUGGCUUAGGAAAUAAGAUUCCAAGGCAUGUUGUGACUUUGGAAGAGAAAUAUUCGCGUCAUUGCCUGGAACAGAUUAACCUUAUCACAGAAAAAGCAGCCAGAUCCAACAUUUCAGAGAACUUCAGCUCUGUAAAGAUGGGCAGUUUAUCUGAUGUCGUCAAUCGAGUUAAAAUCAGGAAUGAAGAUACAAGUGAUUUUGGUAGGUUUGUUUUUGGAUGUCCAUUAGCAGCAGCUGGUGAUGGGAGUGCAGUUAUUGGUUUGCCAGGACAGUGGAUUGUAGGUUCAGUAAUGGGUAACAAGGGUGUGAUGAACAUAUUGAAAAGCCCCUUGUUGCAGAAAUUGGGAGCAUCGGAUGCUGGUGCUGAUUUUAGAAGAAAUUUCAAGGAUGUUAAAGGAACAAUAUCUUAUGAUUUUUUGAGUUCUCCUGGUGGGUUAAGUAAUUGUUCAUCACAUAAACCAGAAAAGGAAACUUACAUGCUUGGAAAGAAUAAAUAUCAAUCUGAGAAUUCUCAUAGAAGGUUGAUAUCUAUGUCAAGCACAAACUCCACAUGCUCCGAUCAUUCUUCUUCUCCUUCUGCAUUCAUUUCUCAGGGAAUGCUCCAAUGCACAUGGAAAAGUGGGGUUCCUCAUUUUGUUUUCUCCCUGGAUAAUCAGAGGGAUGUUUAUGUGGCCAACUUGUCGAAGGCUGAAUCAGCUCUUGAUAAGGGUAUGAAGUAUCUGUACUUGUUCCAUUCAAGCAAGCAUGGCAAUAAGGAACAAGGAUUUUGUGGUAAGGAGUCACACCUUGUUGGUAAGAUGAAGGUAUCAACUUCUUUCAGCAUUUCCCCAGAUAAUUCUAAAAUCAUGGAGAGAGAGUUUGUUUUGUUUGGUGAUAGUGGAAAUUUCAUUGGUGAGAUGCAAGCUUCAAACAAUAAACACAGGAAGAAUAAGAGACAAAUGAAGAAGUUUGUGGAUGUUUUCAGACCCAGUCACCCAUCAAAGCAGAGAGGCGUGUCUAGAUUUGUGGGAUCAAGUUCCAAUUUGGAAGAUUGUUCUUUGGAGCCAUGCCUAGACAUAGCCAACAGUUCUGAUACACGUGGUGGGGUCAAUCUUUUGGAGGAACCACUUCCUCAUAAUCUUCAAUUGGCUGCCAUUCUUGUGAAAGACCACCUCCCUGAAAAUUGUCCAAAGGAAAUCGGAGGCUGGGGCUUGAAAUUUCUGAAGAGAGUUUGUACCAAGCCAACAAUUGAUUCUUUUGCAGCCUUAGAACAAAAUGCUUGUGAAGACAACAAUGGUAAUUGUUCAACAAGUAUGGAUGUUCUACUUCCAGCAGGCCUUCACGGUGGUCCAAAAACCAGAAAUGGUGGCCCCUCUAGUCUCAUUGAAAGAUGGAGAUCUGGUGGACAUUGUGAUUGUGGGGGCUGGGACCUGGGAUGUCCACUAACAGUGCUUAAAAUUAGGUCAACUAAAGGAGAGGCAUCACCUGAUGCUGAUGUGCCAGAGCCGUGCAAGUUUUGUGAUUUUUUCAUUCAGGGUUCUGAGCAUCAUGCUCCUGCCUUGAGGAUAGCGAGUAUCCAUGAUGGCUUGUAUUUUGUUCAUUUUCAAUCAACACUAUCAAUUCUGCAGUCUUUCUCUAUUGCAGUGGCAUAUAUCCAUACCCAUAGUCCAGCUCUCCGACCAAAAAGUGUACAGGAGUCAAAGCAAUGAGAUUCACAGUUUGAAGUUUAUGUUGUUGUAACCCCCCUUCUACAGCAGUGUGUUAGUCAAAGUGCUUGAGUUCCUUCUUGUAUCAUAUGGGCUACGAAAUAGGAAACUCAAGCAGAGAGAGGAAGCCUCCAAUAUCAGGAGGCCUGCUCCUAUCCAAUGGUUUAUGUUAUUUAGUUCGGACUGCAUAAUAGUUUCUUUUUUUCAUUUUUUUUUAAAGUAUUUAUACAUGAAUUAGAAUUGUUAUUUGUUGUGUCUACGGCAGCUUGCUUAUGGCGUGCAGCCUAUGUUGUCCAUGAUUCCGAAAACAGAAAUAUUGUAAUGUUCCCCUGGAUUGGUAUGUAAGAUUUUGAAUUUUGAUGGAGUGAAAUUUAUACGAAAUAAUAUACUUCAUUACAA